This is a messenger RNA of Rodentolepis nana, 804 nucleotides long. NCBI's taxonomy places the organism in Eukaryota, Metazoa, Platyhelminthes, Cestoda, Cyclophyllidea, Hymenolepididae. The record is from the annotation of a GenBank genome assembly.
AUGCGUUUGGAUGUCCCCAUCAUUGGAUGCCCGCAAAUGAAAGUCUGUCGUGUGUGGAUUGAUCACUGUACCACUUGCAUACGAAAUGAAAUAAAAGCCUUUUUAACCAAAGCUUAUCUACUGCAAACCGAUAUGAUAUUCUGGAGUGAUAUCAUGGCAAAACCCUCUCUUUAUAACAGCAUUGAGAAUAAUGUUCUGGAUCCUACACACAAGGAGAAUCUUGGAAUCAUUGUUCAAUAUCGAGUUCGUGUUCGCCUUGUCUUGGGCUUUGGAGCUAGUGACGUGUCAGUGGAAUUACCCUUCACGUUGGCGCAUCCAAAACCACCUCCAGAGGAUGAUGAAGAUGCAAAUCCUGCAAAUGGCAAUGCGAUCAGUCCUUCAGCUGAUCCCAGCACCAGACGUCCUGGUACUGCUGCCGUUGCGACCCCCACAAUGACCACAACGUCAGCUGUUGUGAUAGAACAACCAUCACCCACAACUUCGCAGAUAGCGAUAGCGAGUGGAGGAGGUGAAAACGAGGGUAUCGCCUCUGCUUCAACUACAUCUGUUAUUGCGGAUAGUGAUUUUUCAAAUCUUGCGAAUCCCUUCACAGGGAAACAGCCAGCGGCUUUGCCAAAUGAUGACUUAAUCUUUGAGGAUUUUGCGCGUCUUCGACUUCGUGGACAGGAAUCCAGUGCAGGAACAGGCUCGACAGCAACCGUAGAGACGUCUUCUUCUUCUUUGAACAUUGCCCCCUCUGAUACAUCCAAAAAUCCAUUCCCUACCUCUUCCAGUACAAAUAUUACUCCCACUUCCUCUCAAUAA